AUGAGCCGAACGAGGGCUCAUGGCAACUCGAUCGACGGUGGCAGUCGCGAUAUUGGUGGCAACCUUGGCUUCAAUGAUGCCUCCGUCUCAGAUAAUCCGACCACAAACGAUCGGCGUGCGGAUGAACGCUCCUGCAAAAACGAAGUUAUCGACCUGACAUAUUCGUAUAUCGCUAAGGAGGAAAAGGACUGGUUCGGCAAGCCUAUCUCCAUUGUGCAGCCCAGACUCGAAGGGCUAGUUCCAAAUGAUUCCGGCGACAAUUCAUUUCUACUCGCAAUGAGUCGUUAUGUCUUGGCAAUGGUAUCCGUGGAUAUCGAUAUUCUUCUUGCUGAAAACAUGACUUCCGCUGUGGGUCUGAAGCGAGGCCACUUUCAGCAACUUGUUCAGAAGCAAAAAGAGGUAGCUCGCGUGAUGGCGGAGCACGCGUCUUGGGCUGAAAGCCAUCGGGCUUGCGUCGACAAUUUUGGAUUUAUAUACGUGGUAGAGAACGAUCCAAUGAACCCAUAUUUGGGAAAACUGGAACUCGGAUUCUUGAUCGAUAUGCUCGAAGCAUCCCGAAAGCAUUGCGCUUGGGAAAAUGCAGUAAUCCAAAUCAGUCGUCUCUAUCCCCUCAAGAGACCAAUUUCGGUACACAAGGUCCUUGAAAUCUUGACUGCGGCCCUGGAAACAGCUGGGCGCGAUCAAAAAAGACUCCUGGGCCUGCUAGAGGAAAGCUCCUGGAAGCAUAGCAGUUUGAAGGAGUGGUUGCCACAUACUGUUUGCCGAAUGUUUGGCCAGGAGGUUGAAGAUGGAAGUGUCUCUGGUGAAUGGACCUUGCAAGGAAUAGAUGGAGACGUCUACAAAAUAACCAAGCUUCUAAUCGAUAUACAAGGGAUGAGCCUGAAGACAUCUGACAUACCGAAGAUGCUAAAGUAUGUGCAUCCAUUUAACCGCCUCAUCCCAUCAAUCUCGCUACAGCAGGAGGAUAUCGAGAGCGAAAUUGAGUAUCUCAGAAAGAAGGCUCAGUAUAUGGCAAUCAAGAUCGAAAGUCCCGAGCCGGAUUAA
This is a messenger RNA of Trichoderma harzianum CBS 226.95, 1044 nucleotides long. RefSeq lists its product as hypothetical. NCBI's taxonomy places the organism in Eukaryota, Fungi, Ascomycota, Sordariomycetes, Hypocreales, Hypocreaceae. The transcript has a single exon. The record is from RefSeq and is a predicted model, not a curated record. The coding region runs from base 1 to 1044 and encodes 347 amino acids.